CUGGAUACCGAGAACAUGAAAAAUGACAGUCGAAUCUUUAGGUGAUGUGAACUUCGAACUUCUGCACGCGCGAUCCUCUCUCAUUGCACUACUAGUGUCCCCCCCAGACCCACCUUCUUCGGGAUUUCUUUUGACUUUGUGCCUUUCACCCGUAUGACUCUUUCCUGUAUCUCGGACAAAGAGGUCGGACAAAGAGUCGCUAAUUUCCCAAAGCGCCGUUAACAAGAGUGCGCUUGCAUAAAGUCCGACACGGGACAGCCUUCUAGUGGCACGUUUCUUCUUAACUUACACAUGGGGAUCGCUGUCUUUUUCAUUUCUACUUAAAGAGCCGGACGAGAAAGAAAAUUAAACAGUUGUUCCGAAAAAAUAAAUUGCACCAUGGAUCACUUAGCUAAUUGUGCUUCGCAUCUCACAGCGUUUUCUUUACUUUGGAUAUCAGUGAUGAAUUUUUGCGCUUCACAACUAGCUCCUGAAUGCUACCCAAGUGGAUAUCAGAUCCUAAGGAAUCCUUACCGUAGUGUCACCUUUGAUUCACUUGAACUUCAGAAGACUGCAAUCCAAGAAUUAGUUUGUGACCACUCACUGUCAUCAGGGUGGUAUCGUUUCAUGAUCAACAAUAAGCCAGCAGAGAUGCCAACUGAAUGCAUCGAGAUCAAUAAGUGUGGAACCCAAGCUCCAGUGUGGCUCUCUCUUAAGGAUGGCCCCCUGCCUCGUCCUGGUGAAGUGAAGCAGCUGUCAGCUUGUGCUACGUGGCAGUUCUUCUUGGGAAGUACAAAGGACUGCUGUUUAUUUAGGUUUCCAGUCUCAGUGAGAAACUGCGGAGGGUUUUAUGUGUAUUUCUUACAACCAACUCAAGGAUGCAUGGGCUACUGUGCACAAGCUGUGAAAGAGUUUCAACCAAAAGUGUGUCCUCCAGGGCAAAUAGAAAUUAAUAAUGUUUGCCAAGCAAAACCUCAAGUGGUCCAGUCCAGGCCGGUCAUCUUCCCAGUGCUUGUUGGUAACAGCAUCCAUCUGAAAUGUGUCUACCCUUCUUCAAGUUCAAACCAGUACCUGGGGUACAUUGUGGUCUGGUCAAGGCACCUUGCUCACAGUGUAAAGGAAGAAAUCAAGAAAGACACAACCCUGCAGACAUUUGCAGUCGCAGAGAUAGAUGGAGUUCAUUUCAAGCUGGGAGAUACGAUAUCCUGCAGAGUCUCCACAUUUUUAAGAAGUUCACCAGAUGUGCAGUCUCUAUCCAGAGAGAGCGAUGUCUUUUUUGCUGGAAUUAAGUUUGCACCAGAAAUUUUACAGAUUGCAGAAGAUGGGAAGGAGCACAAGGUGACAGUGUACAGUACUGUCCCAAUCCCUUGUCAAGAAGCUGGCACACAGCAAAACUGCAAGGUGACAAUUGACCUCAGUGUGGAUAAUUCAGACAGUCUGGACUUGGAAACCCCCAAUGUAGUACUGUCAACAUGCCAGGUCAAUUUGCAGCAGGCACCAUGUAUGGGAAACAGCUGUGCAAGUGCUGUUCUUACACUGACUGCAGUGACAGACUUUGCUCGUGAUGGGAACCGAGCUAGUUAUAUCAAGGCUACCCCAGACAAACACAGCCACUUUCUCUGGAAGAAUUACAUUCCAGAUGUUGUAAAGGUUGUGGUUCAGGACAUUCCAACUGCCAGCUGCUAUUCUUUUACUGAUCCUCACAUUGUGACAUUUGAUGGCAGGCGUUAUGAUAACUACAAGACAGGAACAUUUGUUUUGUACCGAAGCCUUCACCGGGAUUUUGAAGUUCAUGUGCGCCAGUGGGACUGUGGAAGUCGCCAUUAUGCUGUGUCCUGCAAUUGUGGAGUGGUGGCCAAAGAAGACAACAGCAUCAUAGCUUUUGAUAUGUGCAAUGGCCAAAUACAAGAAACCAGGCCAAGACUUUCUGUGAAGAGGACUGGCAGAAGAUCUCACCAAAUCAAAAUACUUGAGGCUCAUCAAGGCAAGAAAAUCACAAUUUUAUUUCCUUCUGGUGCUUUUGUCCGGGCAGAUGUAAGUGACUGGGGAAUGAGUUUGUCCGUCAGGGCGCCAAGCAUUGACUUCAACAGUACCAGAGGCCUCUGUGGUGUCUUUGACAGAAACAGUCAGAAUGACUUUCACAAACCUGAUGGCAGCGUGUUAGCAAGUUCACACAGAAAUAAUGGGCCAGAAGAAUUCAUAGAAGAAUGGAGGCUUCCAGCCGGGGAGAGCUUAUUUGACAUGACACCCCCAACAAAAGACGAAGAUAUAGAACAAAACUACUGCAAAUGUCAGGAGAAGUACACCAUGUCUCUUCAUGCUGUGAACAAACCAGAAGUCUUACAAGAUCAACUUCCUUUAUCUUACUGCAAAUCUAAUGAUAAUGUGGAUUACAGCUUAGUUAUUCCUUUUCUUGACAUUACUUCAGAGUACAUCAGCAGUCACAAACUGCAGCACAACAUUCAAAAACGGCAAGCUGAAGAGAGUUUUCAGAACUCUGGCAACCUGUCAAAGGCAGUGAAAAACCUACAUCUGCACAAGAGAAUUGAAACUCAUGACAAAGAUAAUGUGGGAUUUGCGUUAAGGGAAGAGCGAGAUCAAGGACAAAUCAAUGAUACUGAACAAAUCAUUAAAGGGCAGGCUAAGGAUUUUUUAACUAGAAGAAAACGGCAAAGCCCUUAUGAUUACCUACCAGUUGUUACUUUUCAGAGUUUAAGUCAAGUGGAUCUAGAAAGUCUGUCAUACUUUUUCCCAGAGGAUCAUUUGUCUGGGAGCCGGCCCAUUGUUCAGCUUUCAUGGCCUACUCCUAGUGGCUUGACAUCAGCCAAAGCUUUAGAAAUAUGCCAACAGGCCCUUGCCAACUCUACUAUCGGAGUGCUUUGCAAAGAACAUCUGGGCAGGAAACUAGAUGAAGCUAUUGAAAUGUGCCUAUUAGAUUUACAAUCAAAGGAUGACUUGACAUGGGAAGAAGCUCUAAUUCCUUUCCUUGAAAAUGAAUGUGAGAGGAAAAUUUUAGAGAACAGGUCCAGAGCAACCUUUGUAUCAAGGGAAACUAAAGGAAGCAAGUAUGAUAUUGCUGCAGCACUGAGGUGUCCUAACUUCUGCAAUGGUAAUGGACAGUGCACUGAAUGGGGCUGCCAGUGUCUUCCAGGCUAUGUGCUUUCUGACUGCAGUCAAUCAAUCAGUCAACCUCCUGAGCUGACAGACUUGGAGAACAAUGGUCUCUGUGAUAUACGUGUCUUUGAGUGCAGCAGACUACGAGUGUUUGGUCUUGGCUUCAUUAAUUCAGCAGAUCUUCACUGUAAGGUCACAAGAUUGAUGUACAUAAAUGGGAAGUGGAUAACGGGGGAAGAACACAUCACUAAGGCUACAUUCCUAAGUUCUAAGGUUAUAGACUGUGAAGUUCCUCCUCUGCAUAGCAUAUCCAGUGAAACAGUUGGCUUCAUGAUGGAUGAAAAGCCAUAUGCAAAAUGGGAAAUAAAAAUAACUAAUGAUGGCUUACUGUACAGUGAAUCCAAAGUGGCAACCUUUUAUGAUGGUGUAUGCCAGGUUUGUGGAUCUUCAUCGAGUGGACUCUGUAAGUUAAAGGAAAAGACUUGCAAUAUAGACGGAAUGUGCUAUGCAGAAGAGGACCCCAAUCCAACAAGUCCAUGUCUUCUUUGUAAACCUGGCAUUUCAAAAUUUACUUGGUCUGUAAAUGAAAAUAACCAACCUCCAGUGUUCCAACCACCAGCUAGUACACUUCAGACAUUCUUCAGUGAAAAUUUUGUCUUCCAGUUCAAUGCCAUAGACCCUGAAGGAUCUGCCAUGCUGUUCCUGCUUGAAUCAGGUCCACAGGAUGCCUCCCUUUCUCCAGCAGGCCUCCUCAUCUGGAAAGUCAAUUUAGAAGAAACACAAAUCUUUGAAUUUACGGUGGCAGAUGAAUGCAAUGCACAAAGCAGAUACUCUGUGGAGCUUUUAGUGAAGCCAUGUGACUGUUUGAAUGGAGGUACUUGUGUUACUGACAUCAAUCACCCCCCAGGAAGUGGCGAAUAUCUCUGUGUUUGCCCCAGUGGAUUUAAAGGAGAUUUUUGCCAAGAAAAUAUUGACAACUGCAUCUCAAAUCCUUGUGGUGCGGGCAGCUGCAAAGAUGGAGUCAAUAGCUUCAUAUGUGAAUGCCCAGCUGGUCUCACAGGUGCUACUUGCCAAAAAGAUGUUAAUGAAUGUGAAAAGAGCCCCUGCUUUCCUGGAGUCCCAUGUAUAAACAAUUUUGGAUCUUACGCAUGUGGACUUUGUCCUCAAGGCAUGUUGGGAGAUGGUUAUUCAUGCAAGGUUGAAAGACAGGUAGAGAGCAUUCGUGUGACUGCUACUAACUCUGAGCCUCGGCCUGAUGAGAUAUCCAGGACAUCAAGUGUCAAGCUUUACCCUCCAGAGAAGCUGAAAAAAGAAGCUGAAAGGGGUCCAUUUGUAGAAAAAAUACCAAACGACAGUGAAAAAAAGGCUCAGCCACCUGCACAAUUUACUACCCAAUGUGCUAGCAGGCCAUGUUUCCCAGGAGUGUUGUGCAUUAAUCGGAGGCCUCCAUACACUGGAUAUGUCUGUGGCCGUUGUCCUCCUGGAUUUGUUGGCAAUGGACGCAGCUGCACAAAAAUACCAGUUGCAGCACCACUGAAACAUGUUUCACUGAUUCCAGGAGUUAACAAAUUUAGAGCUAAUGGUACAGAAGAUGUUGCUCAGCCCCUUUUAUCUACAGUACCUUCAAUGGAUCAAGAAGCAGAAGCUACAACCUCAGCUCCUCAAAGACAUUUUCAGCCUGUCGAUAGUGAGCUUCAGAAUGCUCAGCAAAUGACGCUGCUUCCUAAUAACAUUAAUAAUCCAGCUUCAGGCAUUCAAAACAGUAAAUUGGUCAAUGAUUCUUUUCAUCUUCAGAUGACAACAGUUAGUAAAAACACCAUGGGCAGUGAGUUGUUAGAAGAUGUUAAAAAAGGAGGUUUUUCACCAAAUCAUAAUGCAAGCUUUAAAUUUAUUACUGUAACCAAAAGACCAUCACAAACACAAAUGUCAGAUCAAAGUCAAGGUUUUGCAGUUUUCCUCUCUAAGCACCCUAUUCAGACCUCAUCUUCUGGAAUACAGAGAAAGACCAUAACUAUGAUGACUACAAGAUCUAUGCCUCAAUUACCUUCUAAAACUAGAAGUCCACAGACAUCAGCCUUGACAAUGGCAUUUCAGUCAUCACCAUAUACUUUGUCUGAUCUUUCUGAUGCUAGUCUGUUGGCAAGUCUGAUGAAAAUUACUGAGCAACCUGUGGUUCCACCUCAGCGGACUACAGCUAGAAAACCAUAUACUUCAGCGAUUAAUGUUGUGUCUUCCCAGCAGAUAUCAUUAACAUCACCAUCAAAACAUUUCAUAGUUACAUCCAGGAAAGGUGGCUGUGCUGACAUGCCGUGCUUCAGUGGGGUUCACUGUGAGCCCACUAAUGAGGGAGACUUUAAGUGCGGUGUAUGCCCUGCCGGAUACACUGGAAAUGGAAUCACAUGCAAAGCUAUCUGUCGUUACCCUUGUGGGAAGAAUAUGGAAUGUGCUGCACCUAAUACGUGCCGUUGCAAGACAGGAUACACUGGUCACAACUGUCAUAUUGCUAUUUGUAAACCGGACUGUAAAAAUGGAGGGAAGUGUAUUGCUCCAGAAAUAUGUGAAUGCAUGCAAGGAUACCACGGAAUAAGAUGUGAGGACGCUCUGUGUGAUCCAGCCUGUAAAAAUGGAGGCACCUGCGUGGCCCGGAAUACAUGCUCCUGCCCUUAUGGAUUCCUUGGACGAACCUGUGAAACCAUGGUAUGUAACCAGCACUGCCACAAUGGAGGAAACUGCGUCUCACCUGACAAGUGUCAGUGUAAGGAAGGUUGGACAGGAUCUUCUUGUGAAACAGCUGUUUGUACACCUGUCUGUCUGAAUGGAGGCACCUGUCUACGGCCCAAUACGUGUUCCUGUCCUCAUGGCUUCUAUGGCUCACAGUGUCAAAAUGCCAUAUGUAAUCCACCUUGUAAAAAUGGAGGUCACUGCAUGAGGAAUAAUAUGUGCUCUUGUCCAGAGGGCUAUUCAGGCAUUCGAUGUCAAAAAAGUAUUUGUGAGCCAAUAUGCAUGAAUGGUGGGAAGUGUGUUGGCCCUGAUAUUUGUGACUGCCCUUCUGGUUGGAAAGGAAAACGCUGCAAUAAACCUAUUUGUUUCCAGAAAUGCUUAAAUGGAGGAGAAUGUAUAGGUCCCAAUACCUGCCAUUGCUCCCCAGGCUGGGAAGGGAUAUUAUGCCAGAAUGCUACAUGUCAACAAAAGUGUUUGUAUGGAAGCAGGUGCAUAAGGCCCAACGUUUGUGCCUGCAGAAAAGGAUACACUGGUGUAGCUUGUGCAAGAAAGCUUCCAAUUAGAAGAGGCUGAAGAGAGGUAUUUCCUUCCUACGACAGGAGACAAUGAUCUGAAUUCCCAACCUACAGUCUUUUGGCUUUACAAAGUUUUGAAGCACUAAUUAAAUGCAUAAGUGAAAUAAAGUUUCCAACCAGACAGCUUUUUGCCGUCCCUGUCAGAGUCACAGCUGUAAAACAAAAACAAAAAAUCAAUGAAACAUGAAUGCUGCCAAUUAUACCUAGCACUGCAGAACUUUUAAUGACACAUAUUCAAUUUAAAAAGUGCAUUUUUACUUGGAUUCAGCCAUGAGCUGGCCCAAAAGCUGCUUAUCAUACUUUGAACUCAAUUCUUGCUCUCUACAUAUACAUAUAUUACAUACAUAUGUAUUACAUUACAUAUACUGUAUAUUAAAUACAUACAUAUAUACAUACAUACAUACAUACAUAUAUAUAUACACACACACACACAUACAGUAGAGCCACAGGAGAGCUUUGCCCAGAUAAAAUGUAACCUACGCACGGGUUAAGUUAUUUGAAAUUCAUCAUUAACCAGUCGGGGUUGGGUAAACCAUUAUUCCCCAGGUAAUGCUGGAAAGUCAGAUUUUACUCCAGCUUUGCCCAGGUGUUUUAGAUAAUGCAAGCUUUACCUGGUUAAUCCAACGUUUAUCCAAUUUUCAGGCUUUAUCCAUAAGAUAUAUAUAAGUCUUCUAAUGUCUUUAUGGAUGAAAUGCACACACAUUUUUAAAAUACAAAUUGAAAAAAUAUAAUUCUAUUUUAAAUUGACUACUUUUUAAUGCUUACACUCAUUAAAUAAUAUAAUGGUAAUGAAAUGAAUAAUAGUAAUAAUAAUAAGUGUUUUCUGAAUUUAAAUUUUUGAAGGAUAGUACAAAUUAUUUCUAAAUGAGCAUCUAAUUGCCAGUGACAUUUUAUAAGGAAAAAAAAUUCACAGUCCCAGAAGAACACAAAGCACAUCAACUGUACAAUAAUUGGUUAUGAUAAAAUUAAACAGAUUUUCUUUCAUUGAAAUUCUUCAUCAUAAAUAGCAUCAUUAUUUUUUUAAACCUAAAGAAGGAAAGAAAAUGAUGAAUUUCUUAAAAUCACAUUGUAUAAAAAGGCAUGCAAAAAAAAAAAAAACAACGGAUGUUCUGUUAACAGGAGAGUGCAAAAAUUUUAUAAUUGAGCUGAUAAUCUUAGUCAUAUUAAAUCUUGUAGACAGUUUCUCAAAAUUUAGCCAUUAUUAGUCCUGAAGUUUACAAUUGGCUAUAGAAUGCACAUUAGCAAAUUUUCUCACUAUAUGAAUACAGUAUUAAAUACUGAUCUUCAUAGUCUGGACAACCUGUCAUUGAUUAAAGUGGAGUGAAUGAUGAAGCAAACUUUGAUGACCUAAAUCUGUCAUGACUUGAAGGGAUACCCUGGGUCCAGAGAUUUUUGCCAAAUUUAUACUGUUGAGGGUUAGCUCAUUGAUUCACUGUGAGUUAUUCCACUAAGUAUGUCUGAUAAAAAAAUAAACAAAUAAUUCAGACUGUAAAUAUUCUCAGACAUAAUUUUAAUGUAAAUUUGUUCCCAGGGUUACAGGCGCAAAAGUAACUUUUAUAGUUUUUUGACAUCAGUGGAAGCUUACUUUUUAGCUCUGUAAUCCAUUAAUAAAAUGUCCCACUUAGUAAAGUGGAUAAUAAAAUUUAUAUAUAAUACAUAAAAACAUGUUAAAGAAAAAUGAAUCUUUAAUGUUGAAUGAUAAGUGACUAUGUAAUUGUUGGUAUGAAUAUCAAUUCUAGCUGAAUAACACCACAAUAUUACAUUAAAGUAUUCUAUAUAUUUAAAAUGGUUUGUGAAUAUAAGAUGUUACUUGCCAAAAUAAGUGUCUUGUUUAUAUUACCAAUCUGUAAUUUUAUGUAAAGAUUUAAUGAGCUUUUUUCUUUAAUUUCUUUGAAAUAUCUAAAAGUAUGUUAGCAAACUAAUGACCAUAUAGACAAAACAUUAAAAAAAAAGAACACAUUGCAUUUUUUAGGGUGACCGGCACAAUGAUGAAGUGGUUAGUUCUCCUGCUUCACAGCUCCAGAUAACAGAGUUCAAAUAUUGGCCUGGUCUUAGACUCUUUGAGAUUUGUUUUAUUUUUCCCUCUGGCAUCCUACAGCCAUAAAAUUGAAUUAUGUGGAUUUACAAGUUGGAUGGAUGGUUGGAUCUUUGUUUGUCUCAAGGUUCACUACAAUUUGUAGGCCAGUGGAUUUAUUCUGGCUUGUCAGUCAUAACCAACUUAUAUUAUCGUAAGGGCAGACUUUUAUUGUAAGCAUUUAUUUAUGGUUAUGUUGUCUAUUUGUUUAACUGUAUGAUGUAUGUAUAUCUUAAGUUAUUGUACGAAUGAGAACAUAUUGUAACAAUGUCGUGUGUUGCAGUUGAAAAAUGUAAAUAUUAGAAGUGUUUUAAUGGAAAAUCGGUUUUAUUAUUCAAAUAAAGUUUCUUUUCUUAAUA
Messenger RNA from Polypterus senegalus (gray bichir), 8822 nucleotides. Its product is annotated as von Willebrand factor D and EGF domain-containing protein. The record is from RefSeq and is a predicted model, not a curated record. The transcript is spliced from 32 exons. Gene Ontology annotation, molecular function: calcium ion binding; signaling receptor binding. Lineage: Eukaryota; Metazoa; Chordata; Cladistia; Polypteriformes; Polypteridae. Bases 379 to 6387 code for a protein of 2002 amino acids. Gene Ontology annotation, cellular component: extracellular region; cell surface. Gene Ontology annotation, biological process: anatomical structure development.